Aspergillus brunneoviolaceus CBS 621.78 is the source of this 1939-nucleotide messenger RNA. Its product is annotated as acyl--CoA ligase. Gene Ontology annotation, molecular function: CoA-ligase activity. NCBI's taxonomy places the organism in Eukaryota, Fungi, Ascomycota, Eurotiomycetes, Eurotiales, Aspergillaceae. The record is from RefSeq and is a predicted model, not a curated record. The coding region runs from base 144 to 1844 and encodes 566 amino acids. The transcript has 3 exons. Gene Ontology annotation, biological process: secondary metabolic process.
CCCAUCUUUCAUCCUUGCAUUCAGAACAAUCUAGAUCUCCUCUUACCCCAUUACUUCAUCACUUCUUCCCUCACUCCCUUAUCUCUGUUCUCACUGCAACAUUCCUGACACAGUUCUUUUUUGCCUUUCCCCGCAUUGUCGCCAUGCCCGUCUCCUCACUCUACCCGUCGGUGGAAAUACCCAACGUCGAUAUUUGGACUUUUCUCUUCGAGCGCAAAGACCGAGAGUAUCCGGAUGAUAAAGUAAUCUACGAGGAUGCCGAUACCAAACGAACCUACACUUACCAGGGUGUCCGAGAUACCGCACUGGCCUUCGGACAAGGUCUCAAGGCCAUGUUCGAUUGGCGCAAGGGAGAUGUCCUAGCUCUAUUCACCCCUAAUAGCAUCGACACCCCGGCAGUGACAUGGGGAACGCACUGGGCGGGCGGAGUUGUUUCUCCGUCCAACCCAGCUUACACAGCAGAAGAAUUGGCCUUCCAGUUGAAGAACUCGGGCGCGAAAGGGCUGGUGACACAAUAUCAUCUGCUUUCGGUUGCAACAAUCGCGGCCCAGGAAGCGGGGAUCCCCCACGACAGGAUCAUCCUGAUCGGCGACGAGCGCGACCCGCAAGCAAAGUUCAAACACUUCACCUCCAUUCGCAACCUGUCCGGCGCAACUCGAUACCGGAAAACAAAGAUCGACCCCUCCCACGACCUUGCCUUCCUGGUCUACUCCUCCGGUACCACGGGUGUUCCCAAGGGCGUGAUGCUCUCCCAUCGCAACAUCGUCGCCAACGUUCUGCAGCUUUCAUCCGGCGAGGCCGGCAAUUUGACAUGGAAUGGGGUCGACGGCCGGGGUGACCGUGUCCUUGCCUUUUUGCCAUUCUUCCACAUCUACGGUCUCACCUGCCUCGUCCACCAAACCCUUUACAAAGGCCUCCACCUCGUGGUCAUGCAGAAAUUCGACCUCGAGAAAUGGUGCGCCCACGUCCAGAACUACCGCAUCACAUUCAGCUAUGUGGUGCCCCCGGUCGUCCUCCUGCUCGGCAAACACCCGAUUGUGGACAAGUACGACCUCUCCAGCCUGCGCAUGAUGAACUCGGGCGCCGCCCCAUUAACUCAGGAACUGGUGGAAGCCGUCUACGCGCGCAUCAAGUGCGGGAUCAAACAGGGCUACGGCCUGAGUGAGACGAGCCCCACGACCCACACGCAGCCCUGGGAGGAGUGGCGCACCAGCAUCGGCGCCGUGGGAAAACUCCUCCCGAACCUCGAGGCCAAGUACAUGACGAUGCCGGAGGACGGCUCGGAGCCGCAGGAGGUGCCCGCCGGCGCGGUCGGGGAGCUGUACAUGCGCGGGCCCAACGUCUUCCUGGGCUACCACAACAACCCGGCCGCCACGGCGGACUGCCUCUCGGCCGAUGGCUGGUUCCGCACCGGUGAUGUCGGGUACCAGGACCAGAAGGGGAACUUCUACAUCACCGACCGCGUCAAGGAGCUGAUCAAGUACAAGGGGUUCCAGGUGGCGCCCGCGGAGCUGGAGGGGUUCCUCGUAGACAACGAGGCGGUCGACGAUGUCGCCGUCAUCGGGAUCGAGAGCGAAGCCCAUGGCAGCGAGGUGCCCCUCGCGUAUGUGGUCCGGAGCGCGAAGAGCCUUGCCUCUGGGGUGUCGGCGGACGAGGAGGCUGCGAAUAUCAUCCAGUGGUUGGAUGGCAAUGUCGCCUAUCACAAGCGCCUGCGCGGCGGCGUGCGCUUCGUGGAGGAGAUUCCGAAGAGUGCAAGCGGGAAGAUCCUGCGGCGGUUGUUGAAGAAGCAAGCGAAAGAAGAGGGGAUUGGUGCAGGCGCGCCGGCACCCAAAGCGAAGUUGUGAGGUGGUUGGAAGUUUUCAUGACGUAUGAGUUCGUUUGGUUUCCUUCUUUUUGCGGGCGUGCUUGGGCGGUCUUGUGUAGAUAGACUCUGUUGUGG